UUGUUUGUCGUAUGGCUUACACUUAACCAGAAUUGGAAAAUGUUCCUUGCCGAAAUCUGUUUGUGUAUUCGUUAAUGCACGCUGGAAUUUUUGGCAUUAUGACAUAAUUCUCUCAUAGAAUUUUCGGGUCUUGUGUCUGUUGGCUGGUCCUAAGCUUAUUAGAGACGUGAAGUUUGGUCAAAUUUACCUCAAUUAUUAAAAUAUAUGUUUGUCGUGGUUUGUGACCUUUCAUGAAUAUUUUAAAUCUUGCCCCCUAGCUGAUGCAGGCAUUAACUGAAUAAUUGCCUGACUUAGCUACCUAUUGAGAGAUAGAGAGGGAGUUUCAGAAGUCAACUGGCCCAGAAACCAAUUUGAAACGGAGACAAACAAUGCUACUUAGUUUCAUUCAGACAUUUUGAAGAAUCUCUUGUGUUUGUGUUCUCUAAUUUCCUUGAUGGGAUCCUCAUUCUUCAUCCCAAAAAUAUUAUUCUUUCUGCCUUUUGUCUCCAGUAUAUCCUACACCGAAUUCAUAUACCCAAAUUUUUUGGCUUCCAACAUCAAUUUUGCUGAUAAUGGUGGUGCCUUCUUGUUUUCUCGCAACAGAACUUACAAGGCCUCUAUUGUGAACCCUCUAGCUCAAGAAACCAGCUUCUACUUGUGUGUUGUUCAUGUGGCGUCCAACACAAUCAUCUGGUCUGCUAACCGUAAUGAUCCCAUAUCAAGUACUGGGAAUUUCAAUCUUACCACUAAGGGAAUUUCCAUAACCGAUCAGAAUGAUAACCUUAGAUGGUCAACUCCACAAUUACAGUCAGCAGCAUCUGCGUUGAGGCUAACUGAAAUGGGUAACCUUGUAUUACUUGAUCGAUCAAAUGUCUCUCUUUGGGAGAGUUUCCGUUAUCCAACUGAUACCAUUGUAGUUGGACAAUAUUUGCCUGUUGGUACUAUGCUGCUCAGCUCCAUCUCAGGUUCGGACUUGUCCAAUAGUAAUUACAGUUUGUCGGUUGCUACAUCUGAUGCUAUGCUACAAUGGUAUGGACAAACGUAUUGGAAAUUGUCCAUGGAUCCAAAGGCCUUCAUAAACUCAAACGUUGCAGUGGAAUAUAUGAUUAUAAAUGCAACUGGUCUCUACCUGUUGGCUCGUAAUGGUUCUGUUGUGGUAAUUGAAGUCAUCCUACCCCGUUCUGACUUUAGAAUUGCCAAAUUGGAGUCAACUGGACAAUUUAUUGUCAAGAGCUUUUCUAGCACUGGUUGGACACAAGAAUUCAUAGGACCAGUUGACAAUUGUCGAAUUCCAUUCUUUUGCGGUCAAGUUGGACUUUGCAAUACAGACAGUGCAUCCGAUUCCCCCAGUUGUUCUUGUCCAUCAAGUUUUCACACAGUUCCGCCAAGCUUGGGUGGCUGGGGCUGUAAACCAAUUGAUAAUUCCAUUGUUUUGGCUUCUCCUUGCAACUCCUCUGGUGGUAGUGAUCGGUUAAAGUCACCAGUUUUUUCGUAUUUGAGUUUGGGAUAUGGUAUAAGAUAUUUUGCAAUUGAUUUCUCUCAGCCAUCUAGAUAUGGAGUGAACACCUCGUCCUGUCAAGCCCUCUGUUCAAGGGAAUGCUCGUGUUUGGCCAUAUUCUAUGGAAACACAUCUGGUUCUUGCUACAUGAUCAAAGACAGGUUAGGCUCUAUCGGACAGAGUAGUACAUUUGAAAACGAUCUGUUGGGCUAUAUUAAAGUUCAAGUUAGAUCUACUCCACCAGGCUUCGCUGAUAAAGAAAAACAGAAUUUUCCAGUAGCCGCUCUUAUUCUCUUGCCAAUUUUUGGGUUGCUCCUAUUGGUAACUCUGUAUUUCCUUUGGUGGAGGAGACGAAUAAUCUCAAAAAGAUUACAAACAAAACUAGGUAGUGCCAGCUCACGUGCUUCAACAGAAUUUGAUGGCUUCUUCAUUCCAGGUUUGCCUAGAAGGUUUUCUUUGGAAGAGCUAGAGGCUGCAACUGAUAGUUUUAAAGCUCAGAUAGGGUCAGGGGGGUUUGGUACAGUUUUCAAGGGUAUACUGCCUGACAAAACUGUUGUGGCAGUGAAGAAGAUAACAAAUUUAGGUGUUGAAGGGAAAAAGGAAUUCUGCACUGAGAUUGCAGUCAUUGGGAAUAUACGCCAUACAAAUUUGGUCAAGUUGAAAGGGUUUUGUGCGCAAGGAAGAGAGCGCCUUCUUGUUUAUGAGUAUAUGAAUCGUGGUUCAUUAGACCGUACCCUUUUUGGCAAUGGACCAGUCUUAGAAUGGCAAGAGAGGUAUGAUAUAGCACUUGGAACUGCACGUGGGCUUUCAUAUUUGCAUAAAGGUUGUGAGCAUAAAAUCAUCCAUUGUGAUGUGAAACCAGAGAAUAUUUUGUUACAAGACUCCUUUCAGGCCAAAAUAUCUGAUUUCGGUCUUUCAAAACUUCUGGCGCCUGAACAGUCAGGUCUGUUUACAACAAUGAGAGGCACACGCGGUUAUCUUGCACCUGAAUGGCUCACUAAUUCAGCAAUUUCAGAAAAAACUGAUGUCUAUAGUUAUGGCAUGGUGCUAUUGGAGGUUGUGAGUGGGAGGAAAAAUUGCACAACGCGAUCCCAUAACCAUAGCUUGGAUGGCAGUGAUAGUUCUGGUUGCCAAUCAUCAUCUUCAACAGGAUUGGGACUGGUUUAUUUUCCUUUAUUGGCAUUGGAGAUGCAUGAGCAAGGAAGGUACUUGGAGCUUGCCGAUCCACGCCUAGAGGGGCGUGUGGCAUAUGAAGAGGUGAAGAAAUUAGUUUGCAUUGCUUUGUGUUGUGUUCAAGAGGAACCUGCCCUAAGGCCAAGUAUGGAUACGGUCGUCAGCAUGCUGGAAGGUGGGAUUCCUUUAGGUCAGCCGAGAAACGAGUCGCUGAAUUUCUUGCGCUUUUAUGGGCGUAGGUUCACAGAAGCCUCAACAAUAGAGGAGGAAAUGAACCAAAAUGGUUCAGUAAUAUAUCCACCAACAAAUGCGCCCGCUAGUUGUAUGAGUGAUUCAAACUACUUAUUUUCUUACAUAUCUUCACAGCAGGUCUCGGGCCCAAGAUAGAUUUCCUGUUCAUGAUCUUUGCACUUUCCAUAAAUAACCAUCAGAGUUAUGUAAUGUGGAAUUCCAUCUGUUAAAGCUAAAAAUGAUGUGUAAUUUUACAUCUCGAGGGUGCGAGUUAAUGGUUUUCAUGAACAGCUUGUGUAAUGACUUCUAGUGCUUUUCCAGUACAUAAAAUAUUUGACACUUUGGCCUUGGGUCAUAAUUGAGCUUCUUCACAUGUAUCAUUCUCACCAUACCCUAAAAACCUUGAGAGGGUAUUCGUCGGACCUGUUGGGUUGUUAAUUAGUAUAUAAUCAUGUGGCGACCGAAUUUAGCAUUU
This is a messenger RNA of Momordica charantia (bitter melon), 3356 nucleotides long. RefSeq names its product G-type lectin S-receptor-like serine/threonine-protein kinase At5g35370. The record is from RefSeq and is a predicted model, not a curated record. Gene Ontology annotation, molecular function: protein serine/threonine kinase activity; ATP binding. NCBI's taxonomy places the organism in Eukaryota, Viridiplantae, Streptophyta, Magnoliopsida, Cucurbitales, Cucurbitaceae. Gene Ontology annotation, biological process: protein phosphorylation; recognition of pollen.